AGAGAGGUCAGGACAAAUCUCAGAAGGCUUCAUAGAGGCGGUGGCAGGGAAGGGGUGUCACUGUCACUGGCCCUGGGACCUGGAGGAAGAUUAGCGAAAGGGGACAGAGAGAGGGAGCUGAGGCAGGAGGGGAGGAGCUCAGCAAGGUGAGACCCCUGGCUGGGGGAGAUCUCGUCCACCCAAUGGAGGGAAGGAGUACGUCACUUGGGCCGAUCAGGGAGGGCCUUGAAUGCCAAAGCAGGGUGUUUGCCUCUCACUGAUCAGCACCAGUCAUAGCUCUUAGUAAAACCCAACGAGGGUUUUACAGGCCCGAUCUCACUGAAUGAGUCUGGCAUUCCCUGAAGUGGGUAACAGUAGCCUCCCCUUACCCGCGGCCUCGGUUACUCACGGUCAACCAGGGUCCGGAAGCAGAUGAUCCUCCAGCCUAACUAUGUCUCAGUGCCGUGUCAUUCAGCUCACUCUGUUUCGUCAGGUAGGCAUUUAGAUGUCACAGCAUCGCAAGGAGGGUGAGCACGAGAGGCCACAUCCACAUGAUGCUUGUUACCGUAUGUUGUUAUAAUUGUUCCAUCCUAUUAUUCGCUAUUGUUCAUUCCUUACUGUACCUCGUUUAUAAUUACAUUUUAUCGUAGAUACAUACACAUAGGAAAAAACAUCGCGUAUAUAGGGUCUGGUACUAUCUGUGGAGCGGUCCUAUCCGCUGGGAGUCUUGGAAUGCAUUUCCCAUGGAUAAAGGGUUGACCACUGUACUGUUUGUCGUUUGUUUGUUUUUUGUGUUGUUUUGUUUUUUUUAAGUCAUCUCUCUGCCCUGCGUGCGGCUCGAACUCAUAACUUCAAGAUCAAGCGUUGCAUGCUCUACUGACUGAGCCAGCCAGGUGCCCCUUCGUACUGUGAUCUGGAAGGGGCUUCCCCAGGGCUCCCAGAGAUGCCCCCUGGGGAGCUGUUUUCAGCAGGUUUUUUUUUUUUUUUUUUUAAUGAAUCAUGAUUUCCUUAAGUUGGUGAUUAACUCUGAUUGCAAUCAGAAUCAAUUGGGUAGCCUUUUUUUUUUUAAUGUUUAUUUAUUUUUGAGAGAGAGAGCAGAAGCUGGGGAGGGGCAGAGAGAGAGAGGGAGACACAGAAUCCAAAGCAGGCUCGAGGCUCCAAGCGGUCAGCACGCAUUCCGACGCGGGGCUGGAACUCGUGGACCGCGAGAUGGUGACCUGAGCCUAAGUCAGAUGCUUAUCCGACGGAGCCACCCAGGCGCCCCUCAGCAGGUUCUAUUGCAGAGGUGAAGCCACACGACAGAGCCUGAGAGAAGUCUCUUAUUAAGGUAGUACAGCUAUUCUGGCCAAAGCUGAGGAUUUCAAGUCCGUUUCCACUCAGGGUCAACUCAGAGGUUCUCACAUGUUGGCGGAGAGGCUCAGCAGGAAAGGCUGUUGGGAUGGAUUAGCAGUGUGCGCCCUGGGUGCAGGCAGGUGGCCAUCCCUGGGCUCAUGUCCAGCAUCAGCUAGAGAGGUCCCCCUGGUGCUUGGCAUUCAGGACGAACCCUUCCCUCCGCCCCCGUGUUGGGGCCACAGCCCCCUAAAUCCAGAGAAACCCAGCCCCACCACGCAAGGUGCAGACGCUUCUGUUCUGGGCGCCUCCUGUCGUGCCAUUCAGUUCCUAGGGGGACAGAACCCUGGAGGAGAUUCCAGGAGACCCGGGUUCUGUCCCCGCUCUAUCAUUAACCAGCUGAGUGACCUUCGGUACAUCUUUCCUACCCGGGCCCUGGGCCCUUGUCUGUAAUGGGUGGACGUGAGGGCACAUCCUGCGGGGAUUUGACACAUGUAGGAACAAUGACCUGCUCCUGCCUGUCACCUCUCCUCACCCUCCAUUCCCACUCACCACGCCGUCCUCUGUCCAUAGACAACCUCUUAGUCCUCACGGUGGCCACGAAGGAGACUGAGGGGUUCCGACGCUUCAAGCGUUCAGGCCAGUUCUUCAACUACAAGAUCCAGGCGCUGGGCCUGGGGGAAGACUGGAAUGGGGAGAAGGGGGCGUCAUCAGGUGGAGGGCUGAAGGUUCGGCUGCUGAAGAAAGCUCUGGAGAAGCACGCAGACAAGGAAAACCUGGUCAUUCUCUUCACAGACAGCUAUGACGUGGUGUUUGCGUCGGGGCCUCGAGAGCUCCUGAAGAAGUUCCGGCAGGCCAGGAGCCAGGUGGUCUUCUCGGCCGAGGAGCUUAUCUACCCUGACCGCAGGCUGGAGGCCAAGUACCCGGCAGUGUCCGAUGGCAAGAGGUUCCUGGGCUCUGGAGGCUUCAUCGGUUAUGCCCCCAGCCUCAGCAAACUGGUGGCCGAGUGGGAGGGCCAGGACGGUGACAGUGACCAGCUCUUUUACACCAAGAUCUUCUUGGACCCAGAGAAGAGGGAGCAGAUCAACAUCACCCUGGACCACCGCUGCCGUAUCUUCCAGAAUCUGGAUGGAGCCUUGGAUGAGGUGGUGCUCAAGUUUGAAAUGGGCCACGUGAGAGCGAGGAACCUUGCCUAUGACACCCUUCCGGUCCUGAUUCAUGGCAAUGGGCCCACCAAGCUGCAGCUGAACUACCUGGGCAACUACAUCCCGCGCUUCUGGACCUUCGAGACAGGCUGCGCUGUGUGUGACGAGGGCCUGCGCAGCCUCAGGGGCAUAGGGGAUGAAGCUCUGCCCACAGUCCUGGUCGGCGUGUUCAUCGAACAGCCCACGCCGUUCCUAUCCCUGUUCUUCCAGCGGCUCCUCCGCCUCCACUACCCCCGGAAACAGAUGCGGCUUUUCAUUCACAACCACGAGCAACACCACAAGGCUCGGGUGGAACAGUUCCUGGCAGAGCAUGGCAGCGAGUACCAGUCCGUGAAACUGGUGGGCCCUGAGGUUCGGGUGGCAAACGCCGACGCCAGGAACGUGGGCGCGGAUCUGUGCCGACAGGACCGUGGCUGCACCUACUACUUCAGCGUGGAUGCUGACGUGGCCCUGACGGAGCCUAAAACCCUGCGCCUGCUGAUCGAGCAGAACAAGAACGUCAUCGCCCCGUUGAUGACCCGCCAUGGGAGGCUGUGGUCGAACUUCUGGGGGGCCCUGAGCGCAGAUGGCUACUACGCCCGCUCCGAGGACUAUGUGGACAUUGUGCAGGGGCGGCGCGUUGGCGUCUGGAACGUGCCCUACAUCUCCAACAUCUACCUGAUCAAGGGCAGUGCCCUGCGGGCUGAGCUGUUGCAGACAGACCUGUUCCACCACAGCAAGCUGGACCCCGACAUGGCCUUCUGUGCCAAUAUCCGGCAGCAGGAUGUGUUCAUGUACCUGACCAACCGGCACACCUUUGGCCACCUGCUCUCCCUGGACAGCUACCAGACCAGCCACCUCCACAACGACCUCUGGGAGGUGUUCAGCAACCCCGAGGACUGGAAGGAGAAGUACAUCCACGAGAACUACACCAAGGCCCUGGCAGGGAAGCUGCUAGAGAUGCCCUGCCCAGAUGUCUACUGGUUCCCCAUCUUCACGGAGACGGCCUGUGACGAGCUGGUGGAGGAGAUGGAACACUAUGGCCAGUGGUCUCUGGGAGAUAACAAGGACAACCGCAUCCAGGGUGGCUACGAAAACGUACCAACCAUCGACAUCCACAUGAACCAGAUCAGCUUCGAGCGGGAAUGGCACAAGUUCCUGGUGGAGUACAUCGCCCCCAUGACCGAGAAGCUCUACCCAGGCUAUUAUACCAGGGCCCAGUUCGACCUGGCCUUUGUUGUCCGCUACAAGCCAGAUGAGCAGCCGUCCCUCAUGCCGCACCACGACGCCUCCACCUUCACCAUCAACAUCGCCCUGAACCGGGUCGGCGUGGAUUACGAGGGCGGGGGCUGUCGGUUCCUGCGCUACAACUGCUCCAUCCGAGCCCCACGGAAAGGCUGGACCCUCAUGCACCCCGGGCGACUCACGCACUACCACGAGGGGCUCCCCACCACCAGGGGCACCCGCUACAUCGCCGUGUCCUUCGUCGAUCCCUAAUUGGCCAGGCCAGCCACCUCGGACCUCUUCCUCUUUGCCAACAACCACUGCCGGGCAGCACUCUGGGGUGUCGGGGCCCCAGGGAACCUGGACCAGCCUCCAGGCUCUUGACCUCCAUUGCUCUUGGAGCCACCAUCGGAGGGAUUUGGCUGCGAGCCAGAGGCAGAACACACCUCCUUGGCUGGGGCUUUCCUGGUGCUCUGGACCCAGCCCAGGGAGGCGCCCCGUAGUCAGCAGUGCAUGUUCAUUGCUUUGUGGCAACUUGCCCUUUCCCACCCAUCUUCCUGACAUACCCAGUCCUCUUUCUCUGCUUCUUCCAUGGGGCGGGACUUGAGCAGAACAAGGGCUUAACCGGCUGCCCAGAGGUGCUCUAGGUGUGAGAAGGGAGCCCUGGAGCUUCUCCCGGGCAGAGCUGCAGCCCAGGACUUCUGCUCCCAGCAGACACAGAGACUGAAUCAGAUUCACGCCCCCUCCCUGCCCCCAGGACUGCCGAAGCCCCUUCCUCCGUGGCUCCUGUCGUGGGAGCAGAAUGUUGUCCCCUGGAGACGAUGACUCAGAAACCCCCCUGGGAGACAGGAAAGGCAUCGAUGCCAAAGCUCCAUCCUCUGCGUGGGGGGAGGGAGUGACAUGUCCGCACACUGCAGUGAAUCACCCUGUCCCGAUGCCUCUGGAGAGAGGGACAGACAGAAACAGGAGAGUUUCUAUUAAAGAUCAUUCACACCACAGAGUGG
Messenger RNA from Panthera uncia (snow leopard), 4720 nucleotides. It is a transcript of the gene PLOD1, whose product is annotated as procollagen-lysine,2-oxoglutarate 5-dioxygenase 1. NCBI's taxonomy places the organism in Eukaryota, Metazoa, Chordata, Mammalia, Carnivora, Felidae. The transcript is spliced from 18 exons. Gene Ontology annotation, molecular function: procollagen-lysine 5-dioxygenase activity; iron ion binding; L-ascorbic acid binding. The coding region runs from base 1761 to 3989 and encodes 742 amino acids. Gene Ontology annotation, biological process: peptidyl-lysine hydroxylation. The record is from RefSeq and is a predicted model, not a curated record. Gene Ontology annotation, cellular component: endoplasmic reticulum.